CACUCUAUAGAACUAGUAUAGGACAUUGUCCAGUCUGUGAGCAUACUACCCUUCUAAGAGGGUGGCCUCAGUAGCGCCGGGAGCCGCACGGAGCCCGUAAGGGUUGUUUGCGUAAGCCGAGUAUUGCUGGCUUUUUCAUUUUAAUAUUAUUAAACUACAAGACACCGGGAACCACCAAUAAACAAUUUUUUAACGGUAUCAUAAGAAAAACAAAAUUUGCAUUCGAUACCUGGAAACUAUACGACGAUCGAUACAAGACGCAGUAGCAAUUAUCAAGGUGAUAAUAGAAAAUCUACGAUAAGGCAAUGCCUGCCGGAAUAUCAUCCCUGGCGCCAUCAAACGCUCAGUCCUUUGACCUGGAGGAUAAGGAUCAUCCACCAGCCUUUACGAUUCUGCAAAAGGAUGGCCUCGAGUCAUCCUUACCAAUGUUACAUGUAGACAACGAGGACGAAGAAGACGCUAAGAUUAGGCGGGAGAACAACAAGAACAAUUUGUACAACCAAAAGCGUUUCAGCAAGUCAAACGAUCACCUGGUCCUGGCUAGUCUACAGUACAACCAAGCGAACCCAUUGAAGAAGCGACAUAGCAAAAGCCACGGAAAUUUGAAUCAGGACAAAAAGGAUACAAAGUCGAGUAUGACCCUGUCGACCGAAGACUUCAACGAGGUCCUGAACGCGAAGUUACGGAAGAUCCAGGAAGAGGAAGAGAGUCGCAAGAUGAAAAAAUUGUAUACCGGAAACAACAAUACAUUUGUCACUCGCAAGCCCUUUAUAACGACGGUUAAAACUGGGGAGUUUCUGAUGCCACCACCGGAAGUAGCGUGUCUGCUUGGUAUCAACCUGAACAACCACGAAAAUGGUGAGACGCAAGAAAGCCAUCCGCGUUCGAAAUUUCGUCCUCUGGUCUCGCUGACAAAGAGACCGGAAGUACGUCACGAGAGCCACAACGCUAGAUGUCACGCUGCUCUGAAAGCCACCACUGACUUUUCUAUGAGUCUAAUCAAUUCCUCGUGCGCCACGACGGCCAGCGUCUCCGAUGAAGUCGAUCGCACCAGGUUCAAAAGGGACGUGGCUCAUAACAAGUUGUACCGGACGCCUAGAGCGUUACCCAAAAAGUUGGCACCGAUCGAGAACACGAUGAAUAUGCUGCCGAUUCGCGGCGAUCAAGCUGUUCCUUACGGAAAUAUCAUGUUCGAUCGACGUGUGAUACGCGGUAGUACAUUCGCUUCUGCGCCUGUUCUGAUCGAUGGCGAGCAAUCGCAAGCAGCCAGACAGGCGGAAGCGAGAAGAAGACAACUGGCCAGAAAACGUGCACAAGCUCAGGCAUCUAGAGCUUUAAUGCUACGAGCUGGUUCGCCACCACCGGUUCCAGGACGAAAGCACGAACCGGUGCAGACGGAAGUCUUCCUGGAGGAGCUUUUUGAAAAACCAGAUGAAUUCGAGGUGGCUACGCAAACUGAUUAUUUCCUGGAAAGACCCCCCACUCCUCUGUAUUGUCCUGCCAAAACUGGUCAGGAUGUCGGCACUCAAAUAUGUCCUGGUGACCUGUUCGACUAUGACGUCGAAGUACAACCAAUCCUUGAAGUCCUGGUUGGUAAGACGAUAGAACAGGCUCUGAUCGAGGUCCUGGAGGAGGAAGAACUAGCUGCCCUGAGAGAACAACAAAGAAGAUUUAUGGAGCUGAGAGCUGCAGAAAAGGCGGAACAGCAAAGACUGGAGGAACAGGAAAGACGCCUUCGAGACGAGAAGUGUCGCCGUCUAAGGCAACACGAGGAAGCUAUGAAAACGCAACAGGAAACGGAAGACAGAGUUGCUGCGGCUGUUCUGCUCACAGGAUACAUUGCUGAAUUACUACCUGCCGUCUUGGAAGGACUAAAAAUGUCUGGAUUCUUAUUAGACGAGAUCAAAGCUGAUACCGAAGAAGGAUUUAUGCCAUGGCUGAUGAAGGAAGUGAAAAAAGAAAUGGGCAGUAUGAUAGAAAGCAGAGAAUUACUAAUGGAAAUCGUACGAGAGAUCCUGGAAAACAGAGCAGAAACGUACAGGCGUCUAGGAGAGGAAUACGACGCGUCCAUGGAGGUCAAAAUGUCAGAGUUGAUGGACGAACAGGAAGAGGCUGAUGGACAGGAUAUGGACUUCCUGAACUACGAGCCACCAGCGAUCGAUAAUCGCGACACGUUUUAAAAUAUUUAUCGAUCGAGGUCAUGGCCAACAACACACGGGGAACAAAUUGUCACCGGAUAGAAAAGUGCGUACUACACACAAUGCCUGAAUGUGUCUUGUUAUUUACAUCUUAGUAGCGGGAUCGGUGAUAUAUACAUAUAUACAUAAUGAUACGCGUAAAUAAACUUCUAUACGUUUAA
Cephus cinctus (wheat stem sawfly) is the source of this 2359-nucleotide messenger RNA. RefSeq names its product radial spoke head protein 3 homolog B (gene Rsph3). The transcript is spliced from 12 exons. The record is from RefSeq and is a predicted model, not a curated record. The coding region runs from base 306 to 2180 and encodes 624 amino acids. Gene Ontology annotation, cellular component: cilium. NCBI's taxonomy places the organism in Eukaryota, Metazoa, Arthropoda, Insecta, Hymenoptera, Cephidae.